CCGUGCCGGGGGCCCCUUUGGCGCUGCCGCGCCGGAAGUGUGCGCCGCCGCGGCGAGUCCCCCAAGAGCCGCUUCCGGCGCGGGAGCAGCAUGGCCGCCGUCCCGCCCGACUCCUGGCAGCCGCCCACCGUCUCCUUGGAGACCACGAUGGGCGCCAUCGUGCUGGAGCUCUACUGGAAGCACGCGCCCAAGACCUGCAAGAACUUCGCCGAGCUGGCGCGCCGCGGCUACUACAACGGCACCAAGUUCCACCGCGUCAUCAAGGACUUCAUGGUGCAGGGCGGCGACCCCACCGGCACCGGUAGAGGCGGCGCCUCCAUCUACGGGAAGCAGUUUGAGGAUGAGCUGCACCCGGAGCUGAAGUUCACAGGCGCCGGGAUCCUCGCCAUGGCCAACGCCGGGCCGGACACCAACGGCAGCCAGUUCUUCGUCACGCUGGCGCCCACGCAGUGGCUGGACGGGAAGCACACCAUCUUCGGGCGCGUGUGCCAGGGCAUCGGCAUCGUCAACCGCGUCGGCAUGGUGGAGACCAAUGCCCAGGACCGCCCCGUGGACGACGUGAAGAUCCUGAAGGCUUUUCCCUCGGGAUAGGAGGGCCGGGGGGUGCCGGGAGCAGAGCGCUCCGAGGGCAUCAGGGGCCAAAUUCCCUCCCCAAAAGGGGAAGCUCCUGCUGCUGGGCCGGUUCGGAGGAUCUCCGCGAGGAUGCUGCCAGGAGCCGGCUUUUUCUGGGAACGGGAAGAUGCCGCUGUCACCUGGAGCUUUCUCUGCCGUUAAAAGCGCUCUUGGAGCCGGGGGGGCUCUCGGCUUCUUUCCCGGGACUUGGCCAACGGCCAGCGGGAGCCUCCCGGCCGGAGCAGCAGCCUGGCAGCGGCCCCGGCUGCCGUUGGCGCCGUCCUCGGUGCUGGGGGCUCGGCCUCCAGCAGGAAAAUCCCCGCGGUGGCGGGGGGGGGUUGCCAGCGGAAAGCUUCUGGGUGCGUUUUGUAACAUUUGGGGUUUGAUAAUAAAAUAAAAUGAAAUAAAAACGA
Messenger RNA from Dromaius novaehollandiae (emu), 1025 nucleotides. RefSeq names its product peptidylprolyl isomerase like 1 (gene PPIL1). Gene Ontology annotation, biological process: protein folding; protein peptidyl-prolyl isomerization. Gene Ontology annotation, cellular component: catalytic step 2 spliceosome. Gene Ontology annotation, molecular function: peptidyl-prolyl cis-trans isomerase activity. The transcript is spliced from 4 exons. The coding region runs from base 91 to 591 and encodes 166 amino acids. Lineage: Eukaryota; Metazoa; Chordata; Aves; Casuariiformes; Dromaiidae. The record is from RefSeq and is a predicted model, not a curated record.